AUGGCUCUCACAUCAGCUUCAAAAAAGAGAAAGACCGAAUACCAUAGCAGCUCUGAGGAAGAGGACGAGAACGACAACGAUGCUGGCACUUUUGCUCCCGUGAAUCUAAUGGAUUCAGAUGAGGAUGAGCAUACGAAGGAAGUCGCGAAACCUAAGUCAAAGAAGGACAAAUCAUCACUAUCUGCAGCGCCGAAGAAGAAAUCGAAUAGAAAAGAAGAAGUUGCCGAAGACGAUGAUAUCGAAGAGGACGACGAACCAGAUGUGGACGCAUUUAGUGGAGAUAGUGGAGAUAAUGAAGACGACGACGACCAAGAAGACAGUAACUCAAUUGCAGAUGAUGACAAUGAAGAAGGAGGUGUACGUGUGAAGACAGUCACAAAACGUCACGAUCCCACUGCAUUCUCGACAUCCAUAUCCAAAAUCUUGUCCACCAAGCUACCUACAUCCGCACGAGCAGAUCCAGUUCUAUCGCGAAGCAAAUCUGCCGCCCAAGUAUCAUCUGAACUUGCAAACGAGCGUCUCGAACAGCGAGCACGAUCAAAACUUCGCGCCGAGAAGAAGGAAGAACAGGAAAGAGGACGAGUCAGGGACGUGCUGGGAACCGAACGUGGCGAAGCCGGAGAAACAGCAGAAGAAGAAAAACGGUUACGCAAGAUUGCGCAGCGUGGUGUCGUCAAAUUGUUCAAUGCUGUUCGUGCAGCUCAAGUACGUGGUGAGGAAGCUGCGCGCGCAGAACAGAAGAAGGGCACAGUUGGAAUUGAGGAGAGGAAGAAGGCGGCAAAUGAAAUUAGCAAGCAGAGCUUUCUGGAGUUGAUCAAUGGGAAAAAGGGCAAGGCAUUGAAUAUUGAGGAGGCUUGA
Messenger RNA from Talaromyces stipitatus ATCC 10500, 858 nucleotides. RefSeq names its product rRNA processing protein RRP15. Gene Ontology annotation, cellular component: preribosome, large subunit precursor. NCBI's taxonomy places the organism in Eukaryota, Fungi, Ascomycota, Eurotiomycetes, Eurotiales, Trichocomaceae. Gene Ontology annotation, biological process: maturation of LSU-rRNA; maturation of 5.8S rRNA. The transcript is spliced from 2 exons. The coding region runs from base 1 to 858 and encodes 285 amino acids. The record is from RefSeq and is a predicted model, not a curated record.